GGACCUUUGUUGGGACCAAGGGUUCCGGGCUUCAUUUUCUUGAUCCCCUUUGUUUUUCAUGGUACCAAGGUGGACCUGCGGGAGCGGGUGUUGCGGGUACCGACCCAGAAGUACAUCACCGCUGAUAACGUCGUGGUGGACAUGGACUUCGUCAUCUACUACCGGAUUAUGGAGAACAUGGCUGAUCGCGCGGUGCUGGAGGUGCAGAACUUUGAGUUGGCGGUAAUCAAUCUGGCCUUCGCAACUCUCCGAGCCGUGAUCGGCUCGACUACGCUGGCGGACGCGCUGACCGAACGCGAGAGGAUCCGUGACCAGCUGCAGGUGAGGAUGGACGAGGUCACGGAACGUUGGGGCGUAAAGGUCUCGCAGGUAGAGAUCAACGAGAUAGACCCACCGCCCGGCGUGAAGGCCGCGAUGGAGCGGGAAAAGUCCGCGGAGGCGAUCAAGACGGCGGAUAUCACAGAGUCCGAAGGCGCCCGCCAAUCCGCAAUCAACCGUGCCGAGGGCGAAAAGCAGUCGGCCAUCUUGAAAGCAGAGGGUGAGCGGCAGGCUGACAUUCUGCAGGCUGAAGGCGAUCAGCAGGCCGCAGUACUCCGGGCGAUGGGGUUCAGCGAGGCUUUGGAGCGGAUCAACGCGGUGGCCAACCAGGCAGACGGUCGGACCAUGAGCCUGCAGUAUUUUGACACUCUUAAGUCGCUGGGCGAAUCCCCGUCCACCAAGUGGAUAUUCCCGAUGGAGUUCACGUCCAUGUUGGGCAACUUCAUGUCCAUGGGUGGGAACAGCAGCGGCAACGGGAACGACGACCGGCAGAACGGUGCGGGGUAG
Messenger RNA from Geodia barretti, 825 nucleotides. NCBI's taxonomy places the organism in Eukaryota, Metazoa, Porifera, Demospongiae, Tetractinellida, Geodiidae. The record is from the annotation of a GenBank genome assembly.